GCCCACACCUGGCUCGGCCUGCGUCGCCUUGACAACGGGGAGGCGGAUGCCCGUGGCCCGGGAGCGCCCAGCUGGCGCUGCGGCAGUCCUUGCGAGGCGGCCGGGCGGCCGCUUCUUUUCCCGCCUGCGGCGAGGCGCCGCCCGCCCUCCGGGGCUGCCAUGUCCCUCCCGAGGGCCCAGGGGGAGCGGGACCAGCCCCUCGGCCGGGCGGCCCCCGAGACGGAGUGCGGCAUCUGCUGCGAGAGCUUUGACGGGCGCGCCCGGCGGCCCAAGCUGCUCGGCUGCUGCCACCAGGUGUGCGCCCGCUGCCUGCGCCGGAUGGUGGAGGCGGGCGGCUCCCCCGGCAGCCUCUGCUGCCCCUUCUGCCGGCAGGAGACGCCGGUGCCGGGCGAGGACGUGGCGCGGCUGCCUGACAACGGGCGCGUGUUGGCGCUGCUCUGCAAGCCCCCGCCGUCCCCGGAGGUCCUGCUGUGCCCCGGCGUGCUGGAACCCUUCGCGGACGGCAAGCACCGCUCCUCGGACUGCCUGGUCAUCACCCUGCUGGAGGUGCCCGAGGAGGCGGCUGCCCCCGAGGCGCUGGACCUAGUGGACGUGAUGCGCUUCUACCGCCCGCCCAGCUUGGCCUCCUUGCCCUGCCACGGCCCGCUGCCCCUCUGCCGGGCCUGCGGCACCCAGCGAGCCGUCCCCCGGUUCCUGCUCGGGCUGCUGGGCCUGGUCUAUUUCAGCUCCCUGCCCCUGGGCAUCUACCUCCUGCUGGUGGAGCGCCCCAACCUGGGCCUGGGCCUGGUCAGCCUGGUGCCCUCCACCCUCCUGCUCUGCAUCUUCUACAGCCUCUGCCAGUGCCUCUGCCAGGACAUCUUUGACUUGCCCGCCUGAACUGCCUUGGGAGGCCACCCGCACCCCACCCGACCUCCACGCUCCUUCACACAGACCCCCCCCCUUGCCCCCAGGGCACCUCCUGGGGCUGCCAGGCAACCCCUGAGGUCCAUUUCAUGGCAGGGGCGGGGCAGCUUCCCUCCGGAAACCUCAAUUCUGUGAAGCUGUGUCACCCGGAUGGCAGAGAUGCACAUGAUGCCCAGCCUCCUCCUUUCUUGCUUGUGGAUGCCUUUGUCACCAGGAACAGCCAACCCGUUUGGGACGGAAAACUGCGCAAGGAGCCUGCAGGCCAAGAAGAGCCUCUGAAGUGACCCCAAGGGAACCAUUCCUUACAACAGAAAUUGAACCUUCAUGCAUAGUGGCAGCGUACCUGACAACCACACCCCGUCUUGCAAAUUGACAUCCUUUACCUGCAUUUCAGUAUUAGGAAGAUUUAGGCCGGAGACUUUGGAAAAUGCUGGAGCUGGCAGGUGGGAGGCGAACUCCCCAGUCGAUCCAUCUGGAUGAAGGUCUUUCUGGAGGGACGGUGGGGGGACGAUGGGGAAGGGGGUUCCAGGAAAAGAGGCCUGAGGAGCAGCCCAGUGAGAGCCUGUUGCUUCCUCACCCCGAUGGGGCUGCAGGUGGCAGGUGAGCAACAAUAAAACCUGGGCAGGAAUGAUGGAGGAGGCUCCCCCUGUCUCUCUGGGUGCCCUUCCCAGCUCCUGUGCAGCAUUCGCACCCUGACCCUGCCUCUACUCCCCAGAGGUUGUGCCAGGCUGGAUGCCCAGACUGGCAAUGGGCAAGUUCUUGAUGCAAUGAAGGAAGUGUGCCAGGAGAUGGGCCUCAUGGGGAAAAGGGGGUGCCAGAGGUCAUCCAAAAGUCCCCUGGCGAUUCAGCUCAAGGCUCUGCAUCUUUCCUGGAAUUCCCCUCCUGACCUUUCAGUUUGUCUGGCUUCUUUCCUCCUGGGGGAGAAAGUGGGUACGCCCUUUCUUUUCUGGCUGAGGACUCAUGGCACCCCUGGAAUCCCAUAUUCCAGCAUCCCCCUCCCUUGUGGUCCCCUUCAGGAAAGCACUCAGGGCCUCCAACACUGCCAAGGCUGAUCAAGCCGCCAAAUCCCAGGGUCAGAAGGGACCCUUGAGGACAUCCAGACCAUCCCCACUCAAUACAGGGGGGCAUCCCAAAGACAAAUGACACAGCCUCCCUCCCCCUGCCAGCCUGGCUCCCUUGUCCCUCCGCUCAGACUCUUCAGGCCCACUGCCUUCCUUCCUCUGGCUGAAGGUCCCUCUGGAAGGCUCUGGGGCUUUGUGGGGCCAUCCACACAAUUGCUCCAUUUCUGUCUGGGGGGAGCAGUUGAAGGAGGCAGAGGGGCCAGUGGGGGGCAGGAUCUGCCAGAGGAACCCUUGGGUGGGAGGCAUCCGGCCUUUGGGAGCCCUCAGUGAUGGCCAGGGUGUGUGUGUGUGCUCCAAGUGAGACUCUGGCAAUGGGGGUGGGUGGGUUUUGCAAAACUGGCCUUGGGUCUCUCUUCCCCCACCUCCAAAUGCCCACAAGGGACGUGUGUCUCACCACUCAGAGACCGGCUUUGCUGUGCAAAAUCUGGAGUCUCAUUCUCUGUCUGUGGGGUCUGCCUUGGGACAUCUGGAGUCAGAGGAGAGGAAACAGUUCCCCACUUCCCCCCACAAACACAGUAAUGUGGGUGCUCUGCCCUGCAGCCUCUUUUCUCUCCUCUCCCAGUCCUGGCGCCCAGGAAUAAAGCAAGGGGGCAGGACAGCUUUGGCUAAAUCUGGGUCGGGGAUGCCAGGAUCCCCACAAGAGAGGCAGACCCCCCACUCCCACCACCAAUCGCCCCUCUCUGCCCUGUUAGGCUCAACUUGGUCUCCUCAGUGGCUGCAUCUCAGACAUCAUGUCACACAGAGAGUAAUCCAGCCCAGAGGAGGCAGAGCUGCAGAGAAGAACUGCCAGCAAGGCUAAACCUUGUUUUACUAACCUAGAAUCAUUCUGUGAGUUGGAGGCAGGGUGGCUCUGGACUUCAAAGAGUGAAGUGGGGGGAGGAAUUCAAAGGAGCCGAGAGAGAUCCGUGUUGGGAGCAGCACACUUUGAACAUACAGUAGGUAGCCCGCAACUUACAACCAUCCGUUUAAUGGCCGUUCGAAGUUACAACAGCACUGAAAAAUAUGAUUUCCGACCAUUACAGCAUCUCUAUGGUCACGUGACCAAACAUCAGACCACCCUGGCUCAUAUUUAUGAUGGUUGCCAUGUCCCGGAGUUCAUGUGAUCCCCUUUUGCCACCUUCUGACCAGGAAAGUGUUUCUUCAUGGGGAAGCCAGAUUCACUUAACAACUGUGGCAAAAGAGGUCGUAAAAUGGGGCAAAACUUCAGAUCCGAAGGCCCAGAUGAUGGUGGAGGAGCUGCCUGGGGAGGUUGCUGUGAGUAACCCUGACAUAUGGGCGCCUAUCAAUCAAAGGUUUGAAAAAACAGAGAUGGGUGUAAUUAGAAUGUUUCCUAUUACAUUAAUUGUUCGGUCUGUGAUAAUUCUCAGCCUUUCACAUUUGACAUGACGAUUCACACGUGAGAUUAUUCUCAUAUUUGGUUGAACUUAGAGUAUUAAAUUUUUGAUGUUUUGGUAUGGUACAUCUGGCAA
Messenger RNA from Ahaetulla prasina, 3493 nucleotides. RefSeq names its product E3 ubiquitin-protein ligase RNF182-like. Bases 160 to 876 code for a protein of 238 amino acids. Lineage: Eukaryota; Metazoa; Chordata; Lepidosauria; Squamata; Colubridae. The record is from RefSeq and is a predicted model, not a curated record. The transcript is spliced from 2 exons.